UGGCAAUGUUAGGUUCACAACGCUUUAUAAUCCGUAGUUGGUCCACACCCAAUUCAGAGGCUACCCUGAAAUUUCCUUCUACACCAAGCACAGAGUCUAUUUACCUUCAACAGCAAUAAUGGCAAUGGCUUUCAAAAUGGCGACUACUGGGAUGUGGGUUGCUGAUGAGUGCAAGAACUCAUUCAUGGCGAUGAAGUGGAAGAAGAUUCACAGGUACAUAGUGUACAAGAUUGAUGAGAAAUCCAGAUUGGUCACAGUCGAUAAGGUCGGUGGGCCGGGGGAGAGUUACGAUGAUCUCGCCGCCUCCUUGCCGGGUGAUGAUUGCCGAUACGCCGUCUUCGAUUUCGACUUUGUCACCGUCGAUAACUGCCGCAAGAGCAAGAUCUUCUUCAUCGCUUGGGCUCCCACAGCAUCAAGAAUAAGAGCAAAGAUGUUAUAUGCAACAUCCAAAGCUGGACUAAGGAGAGUGCUAGAGGGCAUUCACUACGAGUUGCAAGCAACUGACCCAACUGAGAUGGGAUUUGAUCUGAUUCAGGACAAAGCCAAAUAGAUAUAUAUGCGUGUGUUUAUAUAUAUAUAUAUGUCUGUUUAUAUAUAUAUAUAUAUAUAUCUAAUCCAAGCUCUUGUCGUGGCAUCUUACUGUUUAAAUUUAAUAAUACCCAACUAGACUAGAUGAGAUGUGCUUUUCUUGUCCUUGUCAUCUUUCAGAGUUUUGGGACCAAUGUAAUGUAUGUUAAUGUUAAUCCUUCUCUCUAAUUUAUAAUAAUGAUAAUAAUUCUUGUCCA
Messenger RNA from Tripterygium wilfordii, 785 nucleotides. RefSeq names its product actin-depolymerizing factor 5. NCBI's taxonomy places the organism in Eukaryota, Viridiplantae, Streptophyta, Magnoliopsida, Celastrales, Celastraceae. The transcript is spliced from 3 exons. The coding region runs from base 119 to 550 and encodes 143 amino acids. The record is from RefSeq and is a predicted model, not a curated record. Gene Ontology annotation, molecular function: actin filament binding. Gene Ontology annotation, biological process: actin filament depolymerization; actin filament bundle assembly. Gene Ontology annotation, cellular component: cytoplasm; actin cytoskeleton.